This is a messenger RNA of Etheostoma cragini (Arkansas darter), 1557 nucleotides long. It is a transcript of the gene ywhaba, whose product is annotated as tyrosine 3-monooxygenase/tryptophan 5-monooxygenase activation protein, beta polypeptide a. Gene Ontology annotation, cellular component: cytoplasm. Gene Ontology annotation, biological process: signal transduction. The coding region runs from base 186 to 920 and encodes 244 amino acids. The record is from RefSeq and is a predicted model, not a curated record. The transcript is spliced from 7 exons. NCBI's taxonomy places the organism in Eukaryota, Metazoa, Chordata, Actinopteri, Perciformes, Percidae.
CCCCUGGCGCGGUCGCCAUGGAUACUGGCGGGGGGAGGGGUGGGGUUUAGAGGAAGCGGAAGUGUCAGAGCAGGCGGAAGUGGUACUGCCCUGAAUACCCUGAGCAGCGAGCGGAGGACGGCUUGAUUAACUCCCAUCGUUCAGAGAAUAAAAUCGGGAUUUCUAGUACGCGCUAAAUCCUCAAAAUGGAUAAGAACGACCUGGUGCAGAAAGCCAAGCUGGCCGAGCAGGCCGAGCGCUACGAUGACAUGGCGGCUGCCAUGAAGGCCGUGACGGAGCAGGGCGUGGAGCUCAGCAACGAGGAGCGCAACCUGCUCUCCGUCGCCUACAAGAACGUGGUGGGGGCCCGCCGCUCAUCCUGGCGCGUCAUCUCCAGCAUCGAGCAGAAGACGGAGGGGAACGAGAAGAAACAGCAGAUGGCCCGCGAAUACCGUAUGAAGAUCGAGGCUGAACUCCAAGAAAUCUGCCACGACGUGCUGAAUCUGCUCGACAAAUUCCUCAUUCCCAAUGCAUCUCAGGCGGAGAGUAAGGUGUUCUACCUCAAAAUGAAAGGAGACUACUUCAGAUACCUGUCAGAGGUGGCCUCUGGGGACUCAAAGAAGGACACGGUGGACAGCUCUCAGCAGGCCUACCAGAAAGCCUUCGACAUCAGCAAGAAGGACAUGCAGCCGACACACCCCAUCCGGCUGGGCCUGGCCCUCAACUUCUCCGUCUUCUACUACGAAAUCCUCAACUCGCCCGAGCAGGCCUGCACUCUGGCCAAGCAGGCUUUCGACGAGGCAAUCGCCGAGCUCGACACCUUGAACGAGGACUCGUACAAAGACAGCACGCUGAUAAUGCAGCUACUAAGGGACAACCUCACUCUGUGGACAUCAGAAAACCAGGGAGACGAGGGCGAAGCCGGCGAUGGGGAGAACUAGAGCGCACUUCACUGUUGACCCAUCCCCACUCUCUUCCUCCUCCUCCUCCUCCUUUGAUCUCUCUUCCUCUUCCUUCUCUUCUUCCUGUCUUCAUACACAUAAAACAGCCCGUUCAUUCCCCUCGUCCCACUUUUUCACGCCCAGCCUCCCGACCUCCCUUCUGUAUAACCUACAGCAUGAAUAGUACCUGACCUUCACAGACAGAUGGGAAAAAAGGAGAGGGGGGGGCAAGAGAAAGUACUCCAUCACCCCACGAUCCCUCCAUCCCUCCCUCCCCUCGAUCAUGGCACUCCAAGGCAGACCAAACUGGUCCACGUCGUCGUCUAGCACGCAGGGAGGGUUUUUAUCCAGAACUACAAAAUAAAAGCUUCUUUUAGGGCCCACACUUUUUUAAUCUUCCUCCUCCAUUCCUUCCGCUCUUCCCUCCCUCCUGACAUCCUCCUAACCCCCACCCUCUAAUGAGUUAAUGCACAUAUAUAGUUGUCCACUACCCCCCCCUCUCUAUUGAGUUAAUGCACUUCUCUAGUUGUCCAACCCUUCUCUUUUGGCUUUUCUUAGUGUACUAGCUGCCGGCUGCUUUUAUUCCACUUUAAACACCAACAAAAGGUUAUUAAACUGUCUGUUUCUUUUCAACAAA